CGUUGCGCUUUUGGUAAUCAAUUGGGUAUAUCAACAAAAUUUUAAAGUAGGUAACAAAAGUUUAAAAUACUGAUAAACCAUGGUUACCUUCGGUCCAGACGAGGUGGGAUUAGUUGACAAAACCCCGUGCGCGGGGAUCCGAGCUGAUCUAAAGUUAUGUUUGUUAAAAAGCGACUGCUGUGUAAAGGAUAAGAAGACACCAAGGGAAUGCUUAAAAGAUGCCAGUGUACCUGACGAAUGUGUACAAUUGAGGCAUUCGUUUUUCGAGUGCAAAAGAUCACUGCUAGAUAACAGAAGAAGGUUCCGAGGACAUAAGGGAUACUAGGUGGAGAUUGAAGUUAUGGAUAUUUAGUGUAAAUAUAGAUUGUUAUUUAUGUUUUUAUUUGUAAUAAACAAAAUUGAUUCUUA
This is a messenger RNA of Aricia agestis (brown argus), 408 nucleotides long. Its product is annotated as cytochrome c oxidase assembly factor 5. Gene Ontology annotation, biological process: mitochondrial respiratory chain complex IV assembly. The transcript is spliced from 3 exons. The coding region runs from base 80 to 325 and encodes 81 amino acids. NCBI's taxonomy places the organism in Eukaryota, Metazoa, Arthropoda, Insecta, Lepidoptera, Lycaenidae. The record is from RefSeq and is a predicted model, not a curated record. Gene Ontology annotation, cellular component: mitochondrion.